Molecule: messenger RNA, 3037 nt
Organism: Aquila chrysaetos chrysaetos
Lineage: Eukaryota; Metazoa; Chordata; Aves; Accipitriformes; Accipitridae
Gene: CHST8
Product: carbohydrate sulfotransferase 8
Exons: 5
Coding region: 1473-2765 (430 amino acids)
Biological process (GO): proteoglycan biosynthetic process; carbohydrate biosynthetic process
Cellular component (GO): membrane
Molecular function (GO): sulfotransferase activity
Source: RefSeq, a predicted model, not a curated record
CCGGGCGGGCUGUCCCGCUUCGCUCUCUCCUCCCCGCCGAGGCUCGCCGGCGCGGAGCCGCGGCUGCGGCGCGCAGAGCGGCGGCGGGCGGGAGCGGCGCGGAGGAUGCGCUGAGCGCGGGGAGGCGGCGCGGCCGGCGGCGCAGUUACUGAAAAUCCAUAGAGAAAAAUGCAAGCAAAGGGAGCUAAUACCAACCAGGAUCAGCCUCCUCCAGCAGCGUGAGGCUCCUUCAAACUCUUCCCCUUCACGGCAGACUGUCGGCCAGCCUCCGCCAGUCCCCCGGCAACGCGCCCCAGAGCAGAGUGGUUUUGCAGGCUGCCAGGAAGGUUAACAAACCCCAGCGCUGGCAGACGAGCCGAAGCUGCAGCGGAGUCAUGAACCCUUCAGAGAGCAGAGCGUGCCAGCUUUCCUGUUUAUUGAGGGUGUUCCAGCAUAGUCGGGUCCGCUGAGCGCAGCUGUGUUAAUAUCACGCAGGGAGAGGGGAAGCUGUUGAGGUUGCCAGGACCGAAGCCAUAGAGGAAUGUAAUGGGGCAGUGCCAGUUCCUUCAAAUCCCACCUGGAAGUUAUUAGCCAUCCGCUGGAGGCAGCGGAGCACCUGCAUCCCGGAAUAUCAAACACGCAUCGUCUGCACAGAGCCCAGCUGAACCUCGGCUGGGCACCGCCUGGUCAGAGCUCCGCUCCUCCCGACCCAGAGCGAGCAGGAGAGGAUUUUAAACUGUCCGUCGAAGAAACACCCUAAGAGGAAUUGAUCGCUCUUGAAUGAGGAUGGGAAGACCGAGUUUGGAAAGAAUUAACAUUUCUAAAGCGUGUCUGAAGGAAUGCCCUUGGACUCCUGGUAGGGAACUAGAAAGGACCUUAAAAAAGGCGGGGUGGGGGGAGAAGCCCUCUUCUCCCAAAUUGAUUUCAAAACUUGGCAGAUUUAAGAAACCUUUCAGUAACGUUUUGCGGAUCGAUGCUAAUUUGAUGCUUCGGAGCUUAGCACUGUGCCAAUUCACUGUCAAACUGAUAUUAACUAGACACCUUUUGAGCAUGUUUAUAGCUCAAGGUCCAUUAAAUAUGCAGACCUGACAAUUAUUGCACCUCCCUUAAAACACUUAAUUUGAAAUGUGUAUCACAGCAUCCAUAAAUGGUCUUUCACUCUUCAUCAGAAGGAAGCCUCUCUCGGUCAGAGGUGCGAGUCCUUGCUCCGGGAGAAGAGGCCGGAGGUCGCGCCUGUGGUGAAGACAGAAGGCAGGCAGGGGGGCUGACGUCUGUCUUCAGUCCUGCCAAAGAGCGGCACAACCAUGAUAAAACCUGCUAGGGCCUGAUCUUCCAGCCCCCUUUCAUACAGUAACCAACCUCAUGAAAGUCAGUUAAUACGUCUUACGCCAGACUUCCAGAUGAGAGGAUGAGACUAUGAGUGAAGAGUGUCCUGGAGAUUGCGUGCAGUUCUUUUCCUGGGCCAGAACCGGAUUGAUCUGAGAACAAUAAUUAUGAGGCUGACAUGUAUGUUCUCCUUCAUCUUGCUGUUUGGAGCAGCUGGGCUCGUCGUCUUCAUUCACCUGCAGGAUCCAGAAGAAAUAGUUCAUCAGCAGACACCAGGGAUAAAAUAUAACAUGGGAUUCCAGCAAUCAAAAAAAGACUGUGUUUCCAGCGAUAACCAGGAUAGAAUAAGAAAAAACACUGCAGAUGGAGUAACAAUGGUAAAGCAGAACAAUUCAUUGCACCUAUCUGAAAAUGUGCCCACUAAGCUUCAAAGCACAGACAGAGGGCAAAGCAGCAUAAUGUUCGCUAUGAAAGAUCAACAGAAAGGUGAAGAAAUUAAUUCCAUCAGGCUGCAUAAACGGAGGAGGAGAUUUAUAAUUAAAAAGAGCCCAAUUUUGAUUUCCAUGAACAGCUCCAUUCUCAACCUGCCCACGCUUAAAUCUGAGGAUAGAAACAACAACAAGUGGAAAAGUCUCUAUCAGAUCCAAAGAGAAAGAAAGCAGAUUAUGAGGGAAACUUGUUCUAAAUACAAGAGUAAUAAUAGAAGAAUAAUCACUCCUUAUCAUGUUUCUAGAAUAUUUGUAGAAGAUAAAUAUAGAGUUUUAUACUGUGAAGUACCAAAAGCCGGCUGCUCUAACUGGAAACGGGUACUCAUGGUUCUUAAUGGGCUGGCUUCUUCCACAAAAGACAUACAGCACAACACAGUGCACUAUGGAAACUAUUUAAAAAGACUGGAUGGGUUUGACCACAAAGGAAUUUAUCAUAGGCUCAACACUUACACAAAGAUGCUUUUUAUUCGUGAACCUUUUGAAAAGCUGGUAUCUGCAUUUCGGGACAAGUUUGAACAUCCAAACAAUUACUACCACCCGGUUUUUGGAAAAGCCAUCAUUUCCAGGUACCGUGUCAAUGCCACCAAAGAAGCAUUAAGGACAGGCUCUGGAGUCAAAUUUAAAGAGUUCAUUCAGUAUCUCCUGGACGUACAUAGGCCAGUGGGUAUGGAUAUCCACUGGGAUCACGUCAAUAGGCUUUGCAGCCCAUGUUUAAUAGACUACGACUUUGUUGGGAAAUUUGAAAGUAUGGAAGAAGAUGCAAAUUUUUUCUUGCACUUAAUUGGUGCUCCACAAAAUUUAACCUUCCCCAAGUUUAAAGAUAGGCACUCCAAUGAAGAAAGAACUACUACUAAAAUUACACAACAGUAUUUUGCACAGCUUUCUCCUUCUCAAAGACAACGAAGCUAUGACUUUUACUAUAUGGAUUACUUGAUGUUUAACUACUCAAAACCUUUUGAAGAUUUAUAUUGAUUUGAGAGCUGGGACAUUUCCACAGUCAUAUCAGUUGAAAUGCGUAACAAAUCCAGGUGGCUUCUGUUUAUAUAGACUUGUCUGUUAGUAAACAAUUGGUUGAAAAACAGGAAAAAAAACCCAAACCAGAACAUAAAUGGCUAGUGAUGUUUACAACUUCACCUUAAUUGCCUCCUUUUUCAAAUCAUGUUUUUUCUAUAAUUUCUCCAUAUGGAAUGUAUGUACCUAUAUGUAUAAUAUGUCAGGGCUCCCAAAUAAAGCACAUAAUUUUC